This is a messenger RNA of Staurois parvus, 327 nucleotides long. The record is from the annotation of a GenBank genome assembly. NCBI's taxonomy places the organism in Eukaryota, Metazoa, Chordata, Amphibia, Anura, Ranidae.
AAUUCUGCAAGAGGUUCUGAUUUACUAUCGCUGUUCUCUAGGUGGUCUAAAACCGCUUUUGACCUAAAGGGACACUUUUUGGACGCCAUGGACGUUUCUCAGUUUCCAGGUAGAAAGAACAGUAAAAAUGCAGGCAGGGCACAGGACAAAGCACUAGGGACAAAAUGUAUGUGAAAUGGUUUGAUACAUGAAUGUCACUUUUUGUCAUUUUCAAAUUUCCCGCCGUUCCGUCCCCCGUACGUCCCAACGCUUGCAGGGAACGGACCCCAGAAGACAGAUGCCGGCAUCUGCCAGAUUACAUUGCCGGGAACACUGCAGGAGGGACAU